Molecule: messenger RNA, 3039 nt
Organism: Aureobasidium melanogenum CBS 110374
Lineage: Eukaryota; Fungi; Ascomycota; Dothideomycetes; Dothideales; Saccotheciaceae
Product: Peptidase, trypsin-like protein
Exons: 3
Coding region: 1-3039 (1012 amino acids)
Biological process (GO): proteolysis
Molecular function (GO): protein binding; serine-type endopeptidase activity
Source: RefSeq, a predicted model, not a curated record
AUGGACGGUCAGCAGAAUGGAGAGGCUCGCGUGAAGCGUAAAGAACACCCAAGCUCUUCUCAGGACAGACCUCUGAAACAGCUCAGAUCAGAUGCUACCGCAGAAGAGCCCGUCAACGGCUUCGAACACGACGACGAAGCCGAUGCGCAACCCGUAAUGCAUGCCGCGACCACUGACUCUGUCGAAUGGCAGCGCACCAUCGAGACUGUCGUCUCAAAAGUCGUUUCUAUCCACUUCUGCCAAACCAGCGCAUUCGAUACGGACCCGGCCCUGUCGAGCGAAGCAACCGGAUUUGUCGUUGAUGCUGAGAACGGUUACAUCCUGACCAACAGACACGUUGUUGGUUCUGGUCCUUUCUGGGGAUACUGCAUCUUUGACAACCAUGAAGAGUGCGACGUCUACCCUGUAUACCGCGAUCCUGUUCACGACUUCGGUUUCCUCAAGUUCGACCCUAAGGCCAUCAAGUACAUGAAGCUCGCCCCUAUCGAACUCCGCCCCGACCUUGCCCGCAUUGGUGCCGAAAUCAGAGUGGUCGGUAACGAUGCUGGAGAAAAGCUCAGUAUCUUGUCUGGUGUCAUUUCAAGAUUGGACAGAAACGCCCCCGAGUACUCUGAAGGAUACUGCGAUUUCAACACAAACUACAUCCAGGCUGCUGCUGCUGCAAGUGGAGGAAGUUCGGGCAGUCCUGUCGUCAACGUUGAGGGUUAUGCUGUUGCUUUGCAGGCUGGAGGAAGACAAGAUGGUGCCGCGACCGACUACUUCUUGCCGUUGGACCGACCCCUACGAGCGCUGAAACUGGUUCAGAAGGGAGAAUUCGUCUCAAGAGGAAGCAUUCAAACACAAUUCCUCAUCAAGCCAUUUGAUGAGUGCCGCAGACUUGGCCUGACCUCUGAGCGUGAAGCCGAGGUUCGCGCCAAGUUCCCCAAGGAGACUGGUAUGCUGGUUGCUGAGGUCGUUCUGCCCAAGGGUCCUGCAGACAGCAAGAUUGAGGAGGGUGAUGUUCUGAUCAAGGUCAACGACGAGCUUCUCACACAAUUCGUUCGCCUGGACGACAUUCUGGAUUCAAGCGUUGGAGGCCAAGUCAAGUUGCUCGUGCAAAGAGGAGGUGAAGAGUUUGAAGCUACUAUCGACGUUGGCGACUUGCAUGCAAUCACUCCGGACCGCUACGUCUCGGCUGCUGGUGCUCUUUUCCACGAACUCUCCUACCAGCAAGCCCGAUUCUAUGCCGUCAGCCUCAAGGACAAUGGUGUGUACUGCUGUGAAUCCGGUGGCUCUUUCAGAUUCGAGGGCUGCGAAUUUGGUUGGCUGGUUCAGACUAUUGAUAACAAGCCUACGCCCAACCUUGACGCCUUUGUUGAGGUCAUGAAGGCUAUCCCUGACCGCGCUCGUGUCGUGGUCACCUACAAGCAUCUCCGCGACAUGCACACUCUCAACACCUCCAUCAUCACCGUCGACAGACAUUGGCACAGAAAAAUGUCUCUACACGUCAGAAACGACAAGACUGGCCUUUGGGAUACGACGACUCUCGCUGAGCAACUCCCUGCCGCCGAACCCCAACCUAAGAAGGCAAACUUCAUCCAGAUGGCCGGUGCACAACAUCCUGCUGCUGUCGACAUCGUACGAAGCUUCGUCAGAGUCUCGGUCAGCCUACCGCUCCGCUUGGAUGGAUUCCCUAAGGGCAGAAAGAUUGGCUUUGGUUUGGUCAUAGAUGCUGAGAAGGGUCUCGUCAUUGUGUCAAGGGCAAUCUUGCCAUAUGACAUGUGCGACAUCACCAUCACGGUAGCCGACUCGAUCAUCGUUGAUGGAAAGGUUGUUUUCAUGCAUCCUCUGCAGAACUACGCUAUCUUGCAGUAUGAUGCCAGUCUCGUACAGGCUCCCGUCAAAUCAGCUAAACUCGCCACUACACCUAUCAAACAGGGAGAGAGUACCAUCUUCUUCGGCUUCAACCAAAACUUGAGACCAGUGGUCGCUAAGACUGCAGUCACCGAUAUCACAUCAGUUGCCAUUCCAGCAAGCACAACAACUCCCAGAUACCGUGCUGUCAACCUGGACGCCAUUACUGUUGACACCAGUUUGUCCGAGCGUUGCGGAAGCGGUGUGCUCGUGGCUGAGGACGGAACUGUUCAGGCAUUGUGGAUGACAUAUCUCGGUGAACGCACCCCUAAUGGACGCGACCAGUCUUACCACCUCGGGAUGUCCACAUCCGCUCUUCAUGCUGUUGUUGAUGACAUCAAGAACGGAGACAGACCUCAAUUGCGUAUCCUCAACCUUGAAACACACAUCAUGCAAAUGAGCGAGGCUCGUAUUCACGGUCUAUCGCAAGAAUGGAUCGACCGAGUCGAAAAGGAGGACCCUGAGAGACAUCAACUCUUCAUUGUCCGCAAGGUCGAUUCUGACCAUCUUGGUGGUCUGAUGGAGGGUGACAUCAUUCUCACUCUCAACGACCGCCUUGUCACUCGCGUCACAGACUUCGAUGUCAUGUACAGAAACGAGUACCUCGACGCUGUUAUCCUUCGCAAGAGAGAGGAGAUCAAGCUCAAGGUUUCAACUGUGCCGACACAUGAGUUUGAGACUGACAGAGCCGUUGUCUUCUGUGGUGCUGUCCUGCACCGUCCUCACCACGCCGUGCGCCAACAAAUCAAGAAGGUGCACUCGGACGUUUACAUUUCUUUGCGCAUUGCAGGUUCACCAGCAUACAUGUACGGCCUCGCCCCUACAAACUUCAUUACACACGUCAACGGUGUACCCACGCCAGACCUCGACAAGUUUGUUGAGGAGACCAACAAGAUCCCUGACAACACCUACUUCCGUCUGAAGAUUAUGACUUUCGACAACCAACCUUGGGUUGCCACCAUGAAGAAGAACGAGCACUACUUCCCCACCAUUGAGUUCUUGAAAGACCCCAACGAGAAGGAGGGAUGGAGAAGAGUCACAUACGAACAUGGCAAGGUCAAGACGGGCCAGGGCGAUUUGCCUGAGGCCACUCAAGAAGCUGUGCCUGACAUUUGCGUCAAGAACGCAAUAUUUCGGACACAGUAG